Molecule: messenger RNA, 1518 nt
Organism: Saccoglossus kowalevskii
Lineage: Eukaryota; Metazoa; Hemichordata; Enteropneusta; Harrimaniidae
Product: speract receptor-like
Biological process (GO): receptor guanylyl cyclase signaling pathway; intracellular signal transduction; cGMP biosynthetic process
Cellular component (GO): plasma membrane
Molecular function (GO): peptide receptor activity; protein kinase activity; guanylate cyclase activity
Source: RefSeq, a predicted model, not a curated record
AUGUCUCGAUUUGACUUGUUGUUUUUGUCGUUUUUCGCCAUAGCAUCGCGAAGUGCUAUGAGUGAUGAUACCUAUCAGCUUGGGUUUUUUGUACCGCUGGAUACGAUGUGCUCUGACUCUGUAUCUUUGGACAUCGCUGCUGGAGGAUUCCACCUCGCAAUUGAUGAGAUUAACAACCAGGGACUUGUGCCAGGUGUUCAACUGAAUUAUACUUGGACCAACGUACCAAACACUACUUUUAGUCUUACAACAAUGGCUGAUCAUUGGGAUGCAGGAUUCAAGGCUUUAAUUGGAACUGGCUGUGACUGUCUUCAUGUAGCAAGGACGGCUACUUCCCUUUACUUUACCAUUGCAGGCUAUAAUCAAAAUUAUGAAGCUGUAGUGUACUCUUCAACUACAUCUAAAGUAAUGGGUCAGGCUCUGAUAGGAUUAGAAUACCAGGGCUUCAACUUCACAGAGGGAUGUGAAGACGAAGAACCAAUUGAUAGGUCAGCUUUUAAUUUUGGUGGAUUCUUCCGAACCAAUCCUCCAAUGUAUCUUGUUUCCCAUGCAAUCUUGGAAGUACUUGACACAUUCUCAUGGCAGCUUGUCAGUGUAGUGUCAACGUCUGGGGACUCUUAUUAUGAUCAAGUGACAGAAGCAAUAUUGGAGAAACUUGAUGAAAAUGGUAUCAAUGUGCAACACUAUAAAGAAUUUAAUUCUACCUAUGAACCGUAUGAAAUUGAGGAUGAUCAAAUGUUUCCUGAUAUCAUUCGUGAAAUACGUCAAACAACAAGGAUUUAUAUCUUUAUUGGUGAGCCAUUGCAAUUAAGGAAAUUCUCAGUUGAGAUGCAAAAUCUAGGUGUACUCAAUGGAGAGAAUGUGAUCAUAGCGCCCUCACUAGAUUAUAAAAUUCAUGGAACUCAAGAUUAUAACAGUGUUUUAUCUACUGGUAGUGAUGAAAAUGAUCUGGCUACAAAAGCGAUGAGAUCUGUGUUGAUACUUCGUCAAAAACAUCACUGUCUGUCUGAUAGUGACUUUGACUAUUUUCGUGAUGAAGUCGUAGAAAGAACAAAACAAUACUUCUACAAUGACAUGUCUGUGAAUGUUGAGUACACUCAAAGAGCAUUCUUUGCCUAUGAUGCUACACUACUAGCAGCAAAGGCAGUUAGAAAUGCGUGGCUCAUAGAUGGUCUGAAUGAAGAAUGGGGAUAUUAUAUUGUUAAUGAUCAUGCAGUUAAUCAAACAUAUACCAGUCGUAGUGGUAUGAAUGUAACAAUUGAUAGCAAUGGCCAGGCAUUAGCUAACUAUGAUCUGUUAAGUUUCUCAUUAUUGGAGGACGAGCACAUUGAUGAUGUAUCUUUAUCUGCUGGUGAAGAUCGUGGUAUGAUUCCUGUUGCAGAUUUGACAUUCACACUUACCGAUUCAGAAUAUGUUGUGACUUAUGUAUCACAACGUAGUAUUGAGUGGCUUGGAGGAGCUGUACCACUUGACAGACCAGAUUGUGGUUUUUAUGGAGAGAAAUGCCGGCGUGAGUAG